Molecule: messenger RNA, 2433 nt
Organism: Peronospora belbahrii
Lineage: Eukaryota; Oomycota; Peronosporomycetes; Peronosporales; Peronosporaceae
Source: the annotation of a GenBank genome assembly
AUGCAUCCACGCUCUAGACUUGGCAGGCCAUCUCCCAAGAGGAGUUUGUCAUGUGCGGGCCUAGAUGGUCUUGAUGAGCUAAUUCAUACUUCCGACAACGCACGCCCUUCUCGGAAUCGCAAACGUCGUCAAAGUCUUAGCUACUUCUCUGCAGCUAAUAGUGCAACGCCAAUUUCACCUUCUCGAGACGACUCCACCGUAGCGCAGGCAUCCUGUCCUGAGUCUAGCGCAGAUGACAAACUUCAAAAGGCUCCGUCUUCUUCAUUUGAAGAUAGGUGUCCACAAGCAUCUUCCGACCAUAUUCAGGCAAUUGAUUCUCGUUCCGAUAUCCAUGAUAACAAUUGUGAAGAGGAUGACAGCGAUGGUGCGAACGAAGAGUAUAAUGAUGAGGACGCCAGUUACAAUAGAAAUCACGACUAUUCGAGCAGUGGCCACGUUUCCGUGUCCAAUUUGGCGUUUGUGGAGCCCCAGGAUAUGUUUGAGAACAGGCUUAAGCUAAACCAUGAUGCGCUUACUGCAAAGUGUCUAGACCAUAACGUGUUCUUUCCGCCAUCGCAUCGCUCGUUGAGCAGCGAGUGCUCUCCACGAGAAGAAUUUCUUAUCCAGGCCUUUGGUUCCAGUGGCUUUAAGCUGCAUGGCGCCUCUGUAUCAAAUAACGAUGAUUCAGACGAGAGUCUCAGUGAUGAUAGCAGUAACAAUGGCAGGGAACAGAUAUCAUCUAGUCAAGAAGGAGCGAUUGCAGAUGCUGACACGGAGCUCAAGAUGUCUUUUAACGAACUUGAGGCUGACAUCCGUGGCGCGAUGCAUCAAAAUUCUUACCACCAGCAACAUUCGACAAGGCUUCCGGAACUCACGAGUUUGUCUCAUCAGUCAUUUGCACCGCCAUCGCACGGUUCUUUUGGGCUAAGCCGUAGUCCUAGCUUUCUUCGAAACACCCAGGAUAUCCAGCGUGUAUCAUUGUUCACCCCGCCACAGACCGCUCGUCCUCAUCUUUUGCCAAGCCAAGAAGAAUCCGAUUGUUCUCGAAGAGAACAGUAUCACCAAAGCCCUGUGUGUGCAUCAUCAUUGGAAAAUACACCUCAAAGCAAGGGAAGUGCUGGGAUUCACACAUCAACAAAAUGGCUUCGUGAUGAAGAUGAGCGUCUUCGUGAAGCAGUGGCUCGUUUUGGUGGUAAAAAUUGGAAAAUGAUCGCUGAAACGUUAGGAAAUGGCCGUACGGAUGUUCAGUGCCUUCACCGUUGGAACAAGGUACUUAAACCCGGUUUGAUCAAAGGACCGUGGACACCAGAAGAGGAUCGUAUCCUCACAAGUCUCAUCACUCGCUAUGGAGUAGGUAAGAUCCGUUGGUGUGACCUUGCUCUGCAUUUGCCAGGACGAAUCGGCAAGCAGUGUCGUGAGCGGUGGUGCAAUCAUCUUGAUUCCCGUAUUCGAAAGGGUCAGUGGACUCCCGAGGAGGACGAUAUGGUAUUUCGUUGGCAGCAGAAGUUGGGUAACAAAUGGAGUGAGAUUGCGAAACUACUUCCUGGGCGCACCGAAAAUGCUGUCAAGAACCGAUUCAACUCAGCAGCACGUCGCAAGUGGCUUAUGACUCAGGCUAAUAAGUCAUCAUGCAGCCCCUUAACGCAGACCACACCAGCAAGCCAGACUCAGGUUCUGCACGUUCAGCUUCAACAGCAAAAUCCAUUGCUGCAGUCACCUUCCACGCGUCAAGAGAGUGAUAUCUACAAUGUCAAUACAAAUCCGUACCGAGGCGCAAAUGUGUUACCCCUGCCAUCAUCUGAGGCAUUAUUGGAACACCAGACGGACAAGAUGAUUCCACCACUUGAACGUCAAAACUUCAUCCAGCACUAUUCGUCUCUAAACGUUCCACCUGCCAGUACAUUGCUACCGAGUGGUUUGGAUGAAACAAACAGCUUUUGUUCAGUCUUCCCCAUGGCGGACGAGCAAUGUUUUCAGCAGCAAGGCCAAGACAAAAGUGUAGAGGUCACGAAAGGUGACUUGACGCCAUUGACGACACCACCUACUUUCGUACCGCCUCCACUCGACUCUUUCUUCUCUUCCCCGAUGAGCAUUGGCACUGGUGCUAAUGGCAGUUUCCAUCAUCCAGAAAACGUAUCGGGUGGAGGUGAAACUUACAUUAGCCCAGUUAUUUCAUUCCCCGAUCAUCAUCUAGCUCAAGUGCACCACGCCCCGGUCAACGCUAUUUUGCUCCCAAAAAACACGCCUGACGAAUUUGCUGCUGAAACAAGUAUUGGGCUAUCACUUUUGCAAUUGAAGGAAGAGAAGGCGGAACAGUGUGAUUUUGUCCUUCAGGAUACUCCUGACGUCCCUGCAGCGAGCAGUGGGACUGAUCCAAGUGUUCACAUGGACGACGAAAACAUGAACAGCUUUCUUGACAGCGUCGCCCUUGAACUUGACGACAUCAUAGAGUGA